Acipenser ruthenus (sterlet) is the source of this 1688-nucleotide messenger RNA. Its product is annotated as tubulin beta-2B chain. Lineage: Eukaryota; Metazoa; Chordata; Actinopteri; Acipenseriformes; Acipenseridae. The transcript is spliced from 4 exons. Gene Ontology annotation, molecular function: structural constituent of cytoskeleton; GTPase activity; GTP binding. Gene Ontology annotation, biological process: mitotic cell cycle; microtubule cytoskeleton organization. The coding region runs from base 121 to 1458 and encodes 445 amino acids. The record is from RefSeq and is a predicted model, not a curated record. Gene Ontology annotation, cellular component: microtubule; cytoplasm.
GGAUGAGAGUUAUAAAUAUCUGUCGUGGAUGCUGCAUCUAGCUGGAGACCGGAGCAUCUAGAACAGACGAGAAGCAGGUUUCAUUGGCAAGUCGACAGGCAACGCAACAGAGCCAUCAACAUGCGAGAGAUCGUGCACCUCCAAGCGGGGCAAUGUGGAAAUCAGAUCGGUGCCAAGUUUUGGGAGGUGAUCAGUGAUGAGCACGGUAUUGAUCCUACCGGCAGCUAUCACGGGGACAGUGAUCUGCAAUUGGAAAGAAUCAACGUUUACUACAAUGAAGCCUCUGGUAACAAAUUUGUACCCCGUGCUAUCCUUGUGGAUCUGGAGCCUGGCACAAUGGACUCUGUCAGGUCUGGACCUUUUGGACAAAUUUUCAGGCCAGAUAACUUUGUCUUUGGCCAGAGUGGUGCUGGUAACAACUGGGCAAAGGGUCACUACACCGAAGGAGCAGAGUUAGUGGACUCUGUGCUGGAUGUGGUACGGAAGGAGUCUGAAAGCUGCGACUGCCUGCAGGGUUUCCAGCUCACCCACUCCCUUGGGGGUGGCACUGGCUCCGGCAUGGGCACCCUCCUCAUCAGCAAGAUCCGAGAGGAAUACCCUGACCGCAUAAUGAACACCUUCAGCGUCAUGCCGUCCCCCAAGGUGUCAGACACUGUGGUCGAGCCCUACAAUGCUACCCUCUCGGUACACCAGUUGGUGGAGAAUACUGAUGAAACAUACUGCAUUGACAACGAAGCCUUAUACGACAUCUGCUUCCGUACGCUGAAGCUCACCACGCCAACUUAUGGGGACCUCAAUCACCUGGUGUCUGCCACCAUGAGCGGCGUCACCACGUGUCUCAGGUUCCCCGGCCAGCUGAACGCAGAUCUCCGUAAACUGGCAGUCAACAUGGUGCCUUUCCCCCGCCUUCACUUCUUCAUGCCCGGUUUUGCGCCUCUGACCAGCCGUGGCAGUCAGCAGUACCGUGCCCUGAGCGUGCCAGAGCUGACCCAACAAAUGUUUGAUGCCAAAAACAUGAUGGCUGCUUGCGACCCUCGCCACGGCCGAUACCUGACUGUGGCUGCCAUUUUCCGUGGCCGCAUGUCAAUGAAGGAAGUAGACGAGCAGAUGCUCAAUGUCCAGAACAAGAACAGCAGCUACUUUGUGGAAUGGAUCCCCAACAACGUCAAGACCGCCGUCUGUGACAUCCCACCCAGGGGCCUCAAAAUGUCCGCCACCUUCAUCGGCAACAGCACCGCCAUUCAGGAGCUGUUCAAGAGAAUCUCAGAGCAGUUUACGGCCAUGUUCCGGCGCAAGGCUUUCUUGCACUGGUACACUGGUGAAGGUAUGGAUGAAAUGGAAUUCACAGAAGCUGAGAGCAACAUGAACGACUUGGUCUCAGAGUACCAGCAAUACCAAGAUGCUACUGCAGAUGAACAGGGAGAGUUUGAGGAUGAGGAAGGCGAAGAUGAGGCAUAACUGUCCUUUACUGCCAACAACUGGCAUGUCAAUUACAGCAACCAAAAGCACAUCACUUUAAAUAAAGCCUUUAAACAGGCAUGAUGACGCAUGCUUGAUUGUUAUUUUUGUUGUUGGAUGUUAAUGUGUUUUUUGUUUUGUCUUUUUAACCUAAACAAUGUGAAAAUCAUGCCCUGUAACGCACACACAAAUAUUUAAUAGGUGUAAACCAUUAAAAGCUUUAUACGUUC